AGCAUUCUAGUCGCACAACCAGCGUGUCCUCUCACGGCGAAGCACAUCGCGUCCGUCAGCAGUGCCGUCUUCGUUUUCGUUGUUGUAUAUAGUUGUAUAUAUAUCCCCUCCCCUUCUCUCUCCUCUCCCCUCAGCAUGGAGUCAAGCGAUGAGCCGAGGGCCUCCGCCCCUGUUGUGAGCAGCACGAAUCGUCAGCGAUCGAUUUCGAUCAUGGAAGACGAGGAACUCGCUGACCACGCCCCAAUGCAAUCGGCUGGUGGGCGCGGCAGGGACGCUUUCGCCUCGGUGCUGCCGCCCGACCACAGCGCGAGCAACGACCACAGCAGCAGCAGCGCGAACGCCUCCGUGACCGUCGCGCCCUCAACAGCGGCAGAGAAGCGGCAAGACGAAGUCCCCUCGCUGAACCCCACGCCUGAUCGUGCAUCUCUCCUCUGCAGCCCGGCGUACCACGCCGCCGCGCCCGGUGCGGUCGGCGCGAACCCGAGUGGAAGCCCGAACGGGCACACGCUGUCGUCGCCGUCCGGCCCCGGCAACCCUCCCGCGUCGUGGCGGCGUUCGUUGUCGCCAACCGCCUCUGUCGGCACGGCGCCGGGGGUCCUCGUUCGAAAUAACUCCAACGGGGGCGGCACAGCAGCAGCAGCAGCAACAAACGCCUCCGUCAGCGUGGCUGCUUCAGCGGCGGCGGCGGUCGGUGCCUCCACGUCCCGGCAGCAGCGACGGUCCAGUCUAAUGCACCGUCGGCCAUCUUCUUCAGCGUUCGGCAGCCACGGCGCAACGCGCGGCGGCGGCGGCGGCGGUGGAGGUGCGUCACCAGUGCCGACGAACGUGAAUGCCGGCAACGUCUACACACUGCAACUGACCGAGGACGACGGCGGGGUGGAGAUGGGGGCGGCGCGUCCGCUGCUGUUGGAGGCGCUGCGCCUGCGUAACGUGUACAAAGGCUCCGAUAAAGGGCAGCUGGAGGUGGGCGGCGGCGGCAACGCUAGCGGUCCAGGCUCCCCGCUGACGAACGGGCUGACCGCGCUGCAGCAGGUGGACGGUGUUUUCUACUGGACGGACGAGCGGACCCCGAUCGUGUCGUGGGGACAGUUUAUGUCGGACGUGAUGGAGGUGGCCACCUGCGUGCAGCACCCGUCCUGCCUCUCCCUCGCCGCCUACCGGCUGCAGGUGCUCGAGGAGAAGUUCCAUCUUCACCGGCUGUACAACGCGGAUGUCGAGGAGAACGGCGAUCGCUUUCGCCGCGGCGGUGGUCUCUACGCCAACUCGUGGCGCGUCGACAACUGCGUGGGGGCGUGGACGGUGAUGAAUGCGCAUUGGUUGGUCGAGUACAUUCAGCAGACCGUCGAUGCCCACGGCGGGGAUCUCGUGGAUAGCGCGGAUGUAAACACGAUGGUGGGGGGUAGCGGCACCGGUGGAGGGAGCAGCCCGAGCGGGAACGGCCCCGGCGUGGCACCCGGUGGCGACCCGCAGACCCUGGAGCGCGUCUGCGAGCUGCUCGACUUUCCUGAUCCGUACCUACUCACGGUAGAGGGUUUGGGGCUGCAGCCCUCCGUCAACCGCGCGCUGCCCUACUACGACGCUCUGGACCCGGCGCUGAACGGCAGUGGACGGAACAGCGCGGCGUUGCUGCGGCUUUUCCUCUCGAUCCGCAGCAGCUCUCCGCAGAAGGGCGACUACCUGGCGGGGGCGGUGCUGCCCUCCCUCACCCGCAACGAGCUCCGCACCAGCUGCCCGCAGGCGACGGAGAUGGCGCUGGAGAUCACCGGGGUGCUGUCGCAGGAGUGGGAGCAGACGGCGACGUGGGUGCGCACCCACGAGCUCGACAGCUACCGCACGAAUCAGUUCCAGAUUCUCUUCCCUUUCACGAAGUGGUGCGACGGCGGCGGUGGCCGAGGGCCAUACACUGCGCGGACCGCAGCGGCAGCAGGUGGGGGUGGGGGUGGUGGAGGCCCGCACGACAGCGCCGAUGACGGCCCCAACGGGGCACCCGGAGACGGGAUGGAAAUCCAAGGGCUGUUCAAGUUAUCGGGAAUCGGCAACGCCGGCCUGGGUCACGACGCCGUCCCACUCGACGCGUCGCCGGAGGACGUCUUGACCUACGAAAACUACCAGCAGCUGCUCGAUCACCUCUUCCUGCCUCUCUUUAUGGCCACGCUGGUGCCGGAAGAUCCGAAGUUUGUCGAUCUCGCGUCGCUGCUGCAGCACACCGGCGCCAUUGUCCUGUCCGGCGAUGAGACAGCGAAGACGCGUGGUGGGCUAGGUGGUGGCGGUGGAGGCGGUAGAGGCGCGAGCGGCAGCAGUCACAGAGAAGCCGCGCGCGGUCGCCGCGAGGGCGACGGUGGCUCGCAUGCGUGCUCCUCCUCCGACGGCACCGACCACGUCGACGCCAACGCAGGUCGUCGGCGACCGGCGGACGUGCCCUUCACCGAGCCCGUCCCCCUCACUUACAUGUGCUACCACAUAUGGGCGAACCUGUCCUCCCUCAACGCGCUGCGCCAGCGACGCGGCCUCAACGUGCUGCAGCUGCGCGUCGUCGCGUCGAAUGCGAUGAUCCCGAACACGUCUUCGCCGUACGACGCGAGCCUGCUGCUCCUCUCCUACUUGAUUGCGGACGUGGUGGUGGACGCGGUGGCGCUGGAGAAACAGCCCGCGUUGCAGUACCUCUACGGACUCUCGCAGGUCGGCGUGACGAUGUGUCCGAUGGCGCGCGGUGGCCUCGGCAUCACAAACCUCAGCGAGCACCCGGUAGCGCGCCUGCUGUGGCGCGGACUGCAGGUGUCGCUGUGCACUAUCAGUCCCCUCUACUACCACUCCUCGCCGGAACCGUUGUUGGAGGAGUACACCGCCGCCGCGAAGUGUAACCGACUCUCCCCGACCGACAUCAGCGAGCUGAGUCUGCACUCGGUGUGCAUGUCCACCUUUGAGGACGAGGUGAAAGCCUCGUGGGUGGGGGCGGCUUUCCUGCGGGAGGGCUGGCGCGGCAACGUCGCGGAGCUGACGAGCGUGCCAACGGCGCGGCUGCAGCUGCGGCACGACUCGUGGACGGUGGAGCGCACCCUUCUCUGCGGGCCCACGCUGUCGGCGUCACCGUUCUCUGCCCCACGCUUGGGUGUGACCGCUGCAGCAGCAGCGACGGCAGCGGCUGCGGGGUCUGGCGACGCGAUGGAGUUUACAUCGGGCGGCCCCAGCAGACAGAGCAAGCAGGGCAGCACGACGAACCUGCGAGGGCGGGACGCGCCGGUGCCGGCGGCCGCGGUGGUGGGGACGACGACGGCGACAGCUCGCUACGGCAGCAGCACCGCUACCCCGCUGCGUCGCACCGCCAGUGCCGCUCGCCUUGGUGGGCCGCCCGGCUCAGCGACCACCACCGGGGCGGUGCAGCAGGCGUCGCCGUACACGGUGUUGGACCCCGCCACCAACUUCCCCCGGCUCUUCCUGAUGGGGCCGUACGACCGUGACAUCGCCAACGCGCACAUCGCCCAGUCCCUCCACCGCGCGAUGGACCUGCGGCAUCAGUACAGCGCCCUGCCGCUUCCCCAGCCCCCCACGCUCCCGCCGUCCGAGGCGGCGAUUGAGGUGGUCGCGUCGGGGAUGGACGGCAACGAGGAGGAGGUGCGGAACAGCUGGCUGGCCGCCCUCAUCCACGACCCGCAGGCCGUCCUGCCGCACCCUACGCAGUCGAUGAGCUGGGCGUUCAAGAAGGCCUCGCCGGCCGCGGCCACCGCCGCCUCGACCACCACCGCGCCCGUCGUGGUGGCCGGUGCUGCAGGGCGCCCAUACUUACACUUCGACGAGGACGAGUGGAAGUACAAGACGGUGGAGGGCAUCAUCGUGCCGCACGAGGUGCACCAGAUCCCGCGGCUGCCGCAGGAUAUGUUUCACUACGAGGACUUCUGCCGGCACGUGCAGGAGAUUCGGCUCUUGAUCGACCACAUCCGCGUGCGGGAGUUUGCCCUGCGUCGGCUGCAGCUGCUGGAGCACCGCUUCAACCUGCACGCCGCCGUGAAUCACAGUUUGGAGCUGGGCAGCACGGCGGAGCGGGCCUCGCAGAACCGGGACUUCUACCAGUCCACCAAGGUCGACAACAACAUUCGCAUGGAGACGGGCAUGACGGCCCGGCAGCUGCUCGCCUUCAUUGUGGACAAGGCGACGCACAACGGCGACGAUAUCGUGUCGCACCCAAAAGGCAAGGAGCCGCAGACGCUGCGCCAGCUGCUGUCGGAGCUGCACAUCAGCCCCGGUUCCUUGACGGUGGAUGACUUGAACAUCCAGGCAGGGGCGACCUCCAGCGACGGCGGCGCGCCGCACAACCCCUUCUCCGCCGAAGGCUCGCAGGAUGAGCUGCUGACGCUACUGCUCAAGACGGACAACCAAAUGAACGGCCGCUACUUUGCGGAGCUGACGAAGCGCACCUUCGAGGAGCUCUCACGCGAUCAGCACACCUUUACCGAGAGCCGUCUCCCCGUCUACGGCGCGAGCGCCGGGGAGUGGGGGCUGCUGUCGCAUUGGUUCGACACGCACGGCAUGUCCUCCUCGCACAACCAGUGGGUGGUGCAGGUCCCGCGCAUAUACAGCUCCCUGCGCAAGGCCGGCCGCGUCGCCAGCUUCGCCGAGUACCUGGAGCACAUCUUCGAGCCGCUCUGGCGCAUCUCCCUGCACCCCAACAGCGACCCGCGUCUCUUUCAUUUCGUCAACCACAUCGCCGCCUUUGACUGCGUCGAGGAUGAGCGGCAGCCCGACAUGCCGCUCCACCGCGCUACCCGGGCCCCGCAUGAGUGGACGUCCGAGGAGGAGCCCCCGUACAACUACUACCUCUACCACCUGUACGCGAACCUGCGCUCUCUCAACCGCUUCCGCCAGCGCCGUCGCUUCUCCGUCUUCGCGUUUCGUCCGAGCUGUGGCGAGGCCGGCAGUGUCGACCACUUAAUCGGCGGCUUUCUUCUCGCGCAGAACAUCAACUACGGUGUGCGCCUCGCCGACAGCAUGCCGCUGCAGUACCUCUACUACCUUGCCCAGAUUGGUGUGACGCUGAGUCCGCUGAGCAACAACACGAAGCUGGAGCUGAACUACCUGAACAACCCAUUUCCUGAGCUCUUCCGCCGCGGGCUGCGCGUCUCGCUCGGCACCGACAGCCCUUUGCUGUACCACCACACCCAGGAGCCGCUGCUGGAGGAGUACUCCAUCGCGUCGAAGAUUUGGAAGCUGAGCCCCAACGACCUCUCUGAGGUGGCGCGCAACAGCGUCCUCCUCUCCAACUUCAGCGUCAGCUUCAAGGAGGAGAAGCUCGGGCCCCUCUACUUCCUGUCCAGCAGCGCCGGCAACGACGUCACCCGCACACACCUGUCCAACGUGCGGGUGGCGUACCGCUUUGAGGCCUACCACACGGAAGUCGGUUUUCUCGAGUACAUCUCCGGCCAGCACUUUCACAAGGCGCUGCUGACGCUCGCCACGGAGGCGCAGUGCAAGCAGCUGUGCGGGGUAGCGGCGGUAGUGGUGGACAAAGGCGCCACCGAGGGCAUGGCCGACGGCGAAGGAGACGCCAAGGCGAAGAAUCUCACCGAACUCCCCGCACGACAAGGAGAGAAGGAAGGAGAGCGCAGCCCCACCAGCCACUCGCCACCGCCGGUGCGCGGCAAUGCUAUUCUCAUCGACCCAACACCGAAGGAGGCGGAUGUAAAGCAGCUGGAGCAGCAACGAGCGCGGAUGCAGCGGCAGCUACGCGAGGUGACGGGCGCCGUGACGGAUCUGCAGAAACAAAAUCGUAUGCUGACAGCGAAGCUCGGCGAGGAGAAGGAGCGGGACAACCAGGCAGCCCAGCUGCGCCGCCACCGGGUAGGAGAUAAGCUGCGCGAACUGCAGGCCCUGCUCGACCAGAAGCAGGUCCAACCGAAUGGAACGCCAGUGUCGCUGCUGUCGUCCCACGGCGAACCGACGUCGGCCACGAUGCGCCGAGGUGGGCACGCUGCACAGCGAGGGGGGCGGAGCUCGGACACGGGGCCCGCAGCAGCAGACGCCGCGAGUGAGUCCUCUCGCUCUGCGUCGUCGCACCCCUUCGGUCCGUCACCGACGUCGUUUGGAAACGAAAGCUCGCAGUUCCCGACGGACGCCUCAGCAGCAGCAGCAGCGAGUCUAACCCCGCUGACACGCGGAGGUGAUGGUGGCGGUCGCGGUCGCGGUCGCGCCGGCAACACGAAUGUGGCGGCGUCAGCGGAGGGAGGUCUUUCAUCCGUCGCAGCAGCCGUGGCAACAGCGGAGCAGAACGCCGCUUCGUACGCCGCCAGCGCCCCUCCCGCACCGGCCCUCUCCUCGCGCGACGUCUUCAUCACUGUGCGGAGUCGAAAAGCGGUGCAGCAGGAGGCGACGAUUGCGCAGACGCGGCAGCUGCUGGCCCACUCCGAGUCCUUGUGGCGCUCGCCGUCAUCCGGUAGUGCGCAGAAGGCGGAGGGGAUGUUGCCUCCGUUGGAUGUUGCGCCGCCGUUGCAGCGCACGCGCUGGUCGCCUCCGCCCUCCGCGCAGGAUUAA
This is a messenger RNA of Leptomonas pyrrhocoris, 6522 nucleotides long. RefSeq names its product putative Adenosine monophosphate deaminase. NCBI's taxonomy places the organism in Eukaryota, Euglenozoa, Kinetoplastea, Trypanosomatida, Trypanosomatidae. Gene Ontology annotation, biological process: IMP salvage; AMP metabolic process. The transcript has a single exon. The coding region runs from base 136 to 6522 and encodes 2128 amino acids. Gene Ontology annotation, cellular component: cytosol. Gene Ontology annotation, molecular function: AMP deaminase activity. The record is from RefSeq and is a predicted model, not a curated record.